This is a messenger RNA of Mustela lutreola (European mink), 1574 nucleotides long. It is a transcript of the gene ECSIT, whose product is annotated as ECSIT signaling integrator. The record is from RefSeq and is a predicted model, not a curated record. The coding region runs from base 129 to 1484 and encodes 451 amino acids. Gene Ontology annotation, cellular component: mitochondrion. Lineage: Eukaryota; Metazoa; Chordata; Mammalia; Carnivora; Mustelidae. The transcript is spliced from 8 exons.
CGGGACCUUUCUAAAUCGGCGUUCUCGAUUUGCUGUCUCCCUGGUGGUUCGUGACCUGGAAGCAAUCUGGGUAAAAUGGCGGCGCCCAGAGUCCAGACCAAGUGGGUCCGGAGCCCGCGGCUUGCUGCAUGAGACAAUUGAAGCCCAGAGAGGAUAAGGCCCUGUCCCGAAGUCACACCGCAAGUUGGGAGCUAGGCCGGAAUUCGAACCCGCGUCAGUCCGUUUCUCCCAAGGAACCCAGAAUCCUGACAGCCAGCCUCAGAGCUGCUGUGCCUCUCCAGGCCCCACGAGGCCUGCACUGCAGCGCUGCCGCCACCGCAGCCGGUAGCUCCGACUCGUGGCUGGCCCCGCCCCCACCGGAGCCCCAGAAGGAACCCACGAAGGCCCUGGCCUUCCACGAGGAGCUGUUCCAGCGGGCACCGGAAGGGACGCGCGACAAGGCAGACUUCGUGCGCGCCGUGCAGAACUUCGGGCAGCAUAAUGUGCACAAGCGGGGUCACGUGGACUUCAUCUACCUGGCCCUGCGCAAGAUGCGGGAGUUCGGCGUCGAGCGGGACCUGGCUGUCUACAACCUGCUGCUCGACGUCUUUCCCAAGGAGGUCUUCCGGCCUCGCAGCAUCUUCCAGAAGAUGUUCAUCCACUACCCCCGGCAGCAGGAGUGUGGGGUGGCCGUCCUGGAACAGAUGGAAAACCACGGCGUGAUGCCCAACAAGGAGACCGAGUUCCUAUUGCUUCAGAUAUUUGGACGUAAAAGUUACCCCAUGCUCAAGUUUGUGCGCAUGAAGCUGUGGUUCUCCCGCUUCAAGAAUAUCAACCCCUUCCCUGUGCCCCGGGACCUGCCCCAGGACCCGGUGGACCUGGCCAAGUUGGGCCUGCGGCACAUGGAGCCCAACCUCAACGCCACCGUCACCAUUUAUCAGAUGCCUUCUUCCACAGACACCACAGGUGCAGCAGAUCCCGCCGAGCCCCACAUUGUAGGAAUCCAGACUCCUGAUCAGCAGGCUGCCUUGGCCCACCACAACCCAGCGCGGCCGGUCUUCGUCGAGGGCCCCUUUUCCCUGUGGCUCCGAAACAAAUGUGUCUAUUAUCACAUCCUCAGAGCUGACUUGCUGCCCCCUGAGGAGAGGGAAGUAGAAGAAAUUCCAGAGGAGUGGAAUCUCUACUACCCGAUGCAGCUGCACCUGGACUACGGGAGGAGCGGCUGGGAUGACUACGAGUUUGACAUCGAUAAAGUGGAGGAAGGCCCUGUCUUCGCCAUAUGCAUGGCGGGUGCCCACGAUCAAGCUACACUGGCCAAGUGGAUCCAGGGCUUGCAGGAGACCAACCCAGCCCUGGCCCAGAUCCCCGUGGUCUUCCGCCUGGCAGGGUCCACCGGGGAGCUCCUGGCGCCCUCCUCAGGGCUGGAGGAGCCGUCCCCGCCCCCACCAGAGGUACAGGAAGAAGAGGAAGACGAUCAGCAGCGACAGCAUCAGGGCCAGAGCUGAACUUGAGCAGUCACCGAACAAGCUGUGGACUGGUGUGACAGCGUGAGAUGCCUUUUGAGUGUACAGCAAAUAAAAGUUUUCCGUCCUGGG